Misgurnus anguillicaudatus (oriental weatherfish) is the source of this 1756-nucleotide messenger RNA. RefSeq names its product stathmin 1b (gene stmn1b). Gene Ontology annotation, molecular function: tubulin binding. NCBI's taxonomy places the organism in Eukaryota, Metazoa, Chordata, Actinopteri, Cypriniformes, Cobitidae. Gene Ontology annotation, cellular component: cytoplasm; neuron projection. The record is from RefSeq and is a predicted model, not a curated record. Gene Ontology annotation, biological process: neuron projection development; regulation of microtubule polymerization or depolymerization; microtubule depolymerization.
ACAUGUGACGCAACAGAUUUCGGUCCUCUUUUGCGCGAACGCUUGGUGCUGAGGCAGAGAGUAAUCUGCGCGCACUCUCAUCCACUUCUGAUAUCAAGAGCUUUUAACGGUGCGUGAAACCGUCAAGGUUGGAAGUGCAAUGGCGUCCUCUGGAGACAUUCAGGUUAAGGAACUGGAUAAGCGUGCCUCAGGACAGGCCUUUGAAGUCAUCCUGAGUCCUUCGGCCCCAGAUGCCAAGGGAGAGUUUCCCCUGUCCACUCCAAAGAAGAAAGAAGUAUCGUUGGAUGAAAUUCAGAAAAAAUUGGAUGCGGCGGAGGAGAGACGCAAGAACCAUGAGGCGGAGGUCCUGAAGCACUUAGCUGAGAAAAGAGAGCAUGAGAAAGAGGUCCUACAGAAAGCAAUGGAGGAGAACAACAACUUCAGCAAGAUGGCAGAGGAAAAACUUAACCAGAAAAUGGAAGCCAACAAAGAAAACCGCACAGCACGCAUGGCAGCAAUGAAUGAGAAAUUCAAAGAGAAGGACAAGAAGCUUGAAGAGGUACGAAAGAACAAAGAAACAAAAGAGGAUGGGGCGGAGGGUGACAACUAAUUGUCCUCUUUCAUUUUCCUUUUCAUUUAGGGUAUAGUAUUGGGUUUUUUAAUGUAUCCAAAGAUUUAUUUUUUGUUCCAUUACAUGGCCAGUUUUCCGUGUUUGGAUUCAUGUACUUGCCACUUUUUUAUUAAGGGGUUUCGAUGAAAAGCUGGUGCACAACAUACUCUUCAUCACUUUGUGUGUAUUCAGAUGUCCUUCAUCAUCCCCUCUAACCUAAAAGAGCAGUGUUUUACUGAUAGGGAAGCAUGCCUGUGUUAUGCAUAGGUCUAAUAUAUACCUGUAAUGUUGCAUUGUGCACUUGUUCCCCUGUACGUCAAUACUGCCGUCCUUUGAGCUUAAUAAAGUUGCACAGUUGUUUUUUAUCGCAUCAGUUGUGCCACUGCCUCUUUGUUAAUCAGUCAGUGUAAUAUGAAGUAAAGCAACUUCAAAAUGUGUGCACUAUUAUAUAUGGAAAUAUAGGUUGUGUCAGAAUGAUUAGAUCACUUUUUGGACAAUUUUUGAUAUAGUAUUUGUAAUAUGCAUGAGUCUUAGUGUUAACACUAAACUUUCUGACAUCCACAAUUGUUUCUGUUACUAGGUCAUCAUUUUAUAGUGAUUUAAAGUAAAAAAACUUCAUUGUGCUCCUGUGAGAAAUUAGCUAUGCUAAGUGAAUAUAAAAAAUUGCUAUGGUGUAUACUUAACAUUAAUAAGUCUACAAUUUUGCAACUUUUCCAUUGCUGUAGCACUGAGAAAUUUCCAGAAAAAAAAAAACAGUUUCUUGAGAACUACAGUGUACUAUGUGAACUAUACUGACAUCUAGUGGUUUUCAGUAGGUCAAUAAGCAUUAAAAAAGGCAUUUUAAGCAUCUCUUCUUGUUCUGUGUAAAAAUGUUUACACAAUAAAAACUAUUAUUUGUUUCCAACAUAGCUUUACCUGCAUGAAAAUGUAUGGCAGUUGUUAAAAGCUUUGCAGUCCACUGUGAUGAAUGGCUUGUUGUUCACUUGCUGUCACAUUUUUUUUUUUUGUUUUCAGAAACAGUGCAUUCAUCUUUUCUAAGAUGAACAACUUUUUUCAAACUCCCUUAGUAGAAGCAAUUACAUGCAUCCAAAUAAAGUACAUCAUGUCUAGUAACAUGCUGUAUGAAUAAAUGUUUUUUUCUAAGUGAAUAAAAUAAAAACAAAAUCA